Chlamydomonas reinhardtii is the source of this 9910-nucleotide messenger RNA. RefSeq lists its product as uncharacterized. Gene Ontology annotation, molecular function: protein binding. The transcript is spliced from 39 exons. NCBI's taxonomy places the organism in Eukaryota, Viridiplantae, Chlorophyta, Chlorophyceae, Chlamydomonadales, Chlamydomonadaceae. The record is from RefSeq and is a predicted model, not a curated record. The coding region runs from base 269 to 9193 and encodes 2974 amino acids.
GUACCUGUACGUUGGGCUGCGAGUAGACAGUGCUCGAAGGCUGCAAACUCAACUUGUUGCAACGAAAAUGCAAUUCUCCAGGGAUUCUUAGUUUUUCAACAAGAUACUUGUGUUUAUCACGGCACGGAACUCUUGCGCUCAUCAAAGUUGACCAUGACUGUUUCAGAGACGUCGCAGGAAGCAGCGCGACAAACAUGUGUGACAUCUAAAUGAUAAGACUACGCGAUUGAAAAGGCAACUUUGUGGGUCGUCAGUGACACGGGCACGAAUGGAGGUCGAGCAGGAGCGGCCAGCAGAGCGCUCCAACAUAGCAGGCGCACCGCAAGUUGGACGGAAGUCCGUGAACUGGGCGAGGAAGCGCGAGGUGCUGGAGGAUGAGAACCUCUCUGUCUUCGCAAUGGGCUCCAUUGAAUCCUCCUCCAGCAACAUCACGGCGCCUGGCCGUGAGGGCGCCAUCUCGCCGCUGGACUUCGCCGCAGCCACCGCCGUGGCUACCGGCUUCCACCGCCCACAGAGCAGCGGCGGGGCCGGGGCCGGGGGCGCCGAGAGCGGGCGCAUGUACGGCAAGAGCUCCAGCCGUGCCGCCAGCCGCGGCGUAAGCCGGACAAACUCGGCUGUGUCGGGCCUGCGGCAGGGCGGGCUGCCGGCGGCGGGCGGUGGGUAUGGCGGGCCCGGAGGGUACGGCAACGCUGGCGGCGUCAGCGCUGUGCCCAGUAGUGCAUGGGGCGGCGGCACGGAGGGCGGCGAGAGCACCUACAGCACCGUGUUUGAGAGGCCGCCCGUAAUUCCACGCCGGCCCUCCGCUCGGUCGCUGGCAACAGCCGGCGGCGGCGGCGGCGGCGGCCCCGCCCACCUCAAUGUAAACGUGGGGCCCUUCCCAGCCGGCGCCCCGGGCCCUGUGAGCGGCUCCCCAGUGCGGCCCGGCACCUCUGCCGGGUACGACACGCAUGGGGGCCAGCCGCCCGGCUCCCCCUCCCGCCCCAUCACCCCUGCCAGCCCCAGCAAGGUGGGACUGUCCGCCCGCCAGCGCGCCAUGAUGGACGCGGCGGCGGUGGGGCAGUUCCGCUUCGCGCGCAUCCCGCGCCCCAGCGGCGCCGGUGGCGGCGCUGCGCUUCCGUCGGUGUACAGCAGCGUCCCGGGCGGAGCCGUGAAUGUGUUGAACCUGGAGGGCGGCGGCGGCGGUGGUGGUGGGGAGCCGGGGCGACUGGGCUCGCCAGGGCUGCCGGGGCUGUCCGGCCGGGAGGGGCAGGCGGGUGUCGGCGCUGGGCUGAAUGCCUUCCGGGUGAGUGCGGCGGCGGUGAUGGCGGCGGCGGCCUUCUCCGCCUCGCCCAUCGCGCCCUACCGCCGCGCGGCGCCGCCGCAGCCCGCAGCCAACUUUGGUCCCUCAGGCGCUGGCGGCGGUUCCCAGCGCCCCUCAGACGCCGCCCGGCAGCAGCAGCAGCAACAGCAGAUGCUGGCGGCUCGGCCCUCAACCAUGGCUAUGGCAACUUCAAUUAUGGCGGAGCUGAACGCCGCGCACAUGGCGGCGCAUGAGGGCAUGCCGCUAGGCGGCGGCGGCGGCGGCCUGGCCGGCACCAGCGCCAGCGACGGCGGCGCCGCCGCUAGCAGCCUGUCUGUCGGGCUGCCGCCGCCGCCGCCGUCGGGCGCGGCGGCGGCGGCAGCAAUCGCGGCGGCGGCAACUCCGUCAUGGGCUCACCCCAGUGCCGCUGCCAACCGCGGCGACCUCACCAGCCGCUCCGCCGCCUCACUGGGGGAGCGCAAGGCCGCCGCCGCCGCCGCCGCGAACGCUUCCGCCGUCACCCUCCCUGGCGGCGGCGGCAGCAGUGACGUCUUGCUCCACGCGGCGUCCAUCUACCAGAGCCACGGCGCUACGCACGGCCACGGCCACGAGGCGGGCCCGGGGCCGGGGCCGGGGCCGGGCGGCAGCAGCAGUAGUCCGGCGGUGCGGACGGAGGUGCUGGCGAGCUUUGUGCGGCCGGGCCGCGGCGCCAUACUGCAGCCUGGGCUGGUGCAGCCGCCGCCGCCGGCGCCCGACAUCAGCGACGCGGAGGCGCUGCUGCUGGGCAGUGCCGCGGGCGGGCUGGGCCACCUGCCGGGCGCGGAGGCGUUCGACCCCGCCGCCGCCUCCAGCGCCAUGCUGGAUGCGGAGCUGGCGCCGCUGCUCAAGGAGGUGGCGGAGAUCAACGUGCGGCCGGCGGUGCGGGCGGCACUGGGCAAACUGGACGACAGGGCCAUCAAGCAGCUCUUCAUCGCCACGGCCCGGCGUGUGGAGCACCUGCCCUGCACCCCCGUGGCGCUGUCCAGCGGCUCCGGACUGCUGCUGCCGCUGCCCGGACCCAAGGGAGUGGCGGGGUACAAGGUGAACGCCAAGGGCCAGGUCCACGCCACCACAAAGUUGGGCCACUACCUGCGAGUGGAGGCCCCAGGCGGAGGAGGCGGAGGCGGCGGCGGCAGGCAGCAGCAGCACUCGGCCGCACGCGGCAGCACCGCAGGAGGAGGCGGCGGCGGCGGCGAGGGGGGGAAAGGAGGAGGCGGAGGAGGUGGGGAGGCGCCGGGGUCGCCACUGGCGGGCGGCGCCUCCUCCUCUGAGUUCUCAUUCCUACAGCAGCUGCUGGACCAGGAUCCCGAGGCGCUCACUCCCAAGACGCGGGCGCUGCUGGCCCGGCACGGCCCCGCAGCCACCCUGGCGCUGGUGGAGGCCAUGGAGGCGGAGGUGGCGGCGGCCGCGGCGGCGGCGGCGGCUGGGGGCGGCCGCUCCGGCCCCGGUGGCGUGUCUGCCACACCCGGCAGCACCAUUCGCCGCACCGCAGGCGGCGGCGGCAGUAGCAGCACGGGGCCGGCCGGCGGCGGCGGCGGCGGCGGCGGCGGCGGCGGCGGCGGCGCCAACGGCGCCGCCAGUCCUCGCUCCGGCAGUAGCGCGCGGCGGCGCAGCAGUGCCAGCGGCGGCCACCGGCACAUCCCGGCCCCCACUGCGGCCUUCGACUCAGAAGACGAGGAGGGGGACGUGGUGGCCCUGGCGGCGGCACUGGAGGAGGAGGAGGGGGAGGAGGAGGAGUUUGGGGGUGCCAGCGCGGGCUCGCGAGGGCAGCUGUCGGCGGGCCAGCUCGGCCCCUUCAGAGCUGGCGUGUCUAGGCUGGCGGAUGGCAGCCGUGCUGCUACUGCUGGCGGAGGAGGCGCGGGAGUGGAGCUCAACAGCAGCCGCAGCGGCAAUGACCGAGGAGGAGGAGGUGGUGGCGAGACAGGCCGCAGCGGCGGCAGCCACGGCGCGGAGGCGGCGUCUGCGGACCCGCUGCAGGCGCGGCGGCAGCGGUUGGGGCAGUUGAUGGCGGAGCUGGAGGAGGAGGAGAUCAAUGACGCCGAGCUGCGGCACUACACGCCCUUCGUGGGCAUUGACGGAGACGACCACACAGCCGCCGCAGUGGCCGCAGCCACACUCGCCGCACUCACACGCAGCGCCGCCGCCACUGGCGCCGUCAGCGCCGGCGCCGCCACCCUCGCCCGCGCCGCCGCCGCCGCCGCCGGCAGCGACGCCGCCGCCACCCGCUACUACGCUGGCGGCGCUGGCGGCGCGUACGUCACGCCGGCGCCGACGGCGGCGCCGUCGCAUCGCGCCAGUGACGACAGCGGCGGCGAUGACACCGGUGCAACUGCCGGCGGCGGCGGCGCAGCCGCCAUUACUAAUGCUGGCGGCGGCGCGGCGGGUUUUGCGGCUCAGCAGUUUCUUGACGGCAACGGCGCAGAGGAGGACGAUGAGGAGCGGGCGGUCACAGAUGAGGAGCUGGGGCUGCUGUCUCCCGACCAGGUGCUGGCGGCUCUGGAGGCGGCUGCCGGCACCGCCGCCACCGCCUCCGACGAGCUGUUCGCGCGGCUGGAGCACGCCAUGAAGCGGCGGGAGGCGCUGGCGGCCAGGAAGGCGCGCGUGGCGGCCGAGGCGGCGCGGCGCGAGGCCGAGGAGGCGGCUCGCUACGUGGAGGUGGCGCUGGGGGAGCAGGACGACGGCGACGAGCUGGCGGGGCCGCUGGCGGCGGGGGCGCGCGGCGCGGUGUGGCGGCUGCGGCGGCACGGCGGCGGCGGCGCGGCGCGCGGCGACCUGACGGCGGCGGGCGGGCUGGACAGCUGGCCGUCGGGGCGCAUGCAGCCGCCGCCGGCGGGCGCGGUGGCGGCGGGGCACAGCUCCUCACAGUUGCUGCCCCACGCCGCCUCCAUGAGGAUCCGAGUGCCCGAGUCCAGCGCCCUCCCAGCCAGCGCCCUGCCCACACCCGCCGGAGGCGCCGGCGCCGACGGCUACGGCUACGGCUACAGCCACAGCCGCGCUGCCAGCCCCGGCCCCGGCCCCAGCGGCGAGCUGCCGCAGCCCUUCGCCGCCUUCGGCACACGCAGCAUGAGCCCCGGGGCCGGCGGCGUGUCGUUGCAGCGCCAGGCCACGACGCUGGUGCGGCGGCAUGCGGCGGCGGCGGCGCCGCCUCCGGACCCGCCGUUUGCGUUUGCCAGCGAGCGGCAGCGCGCCAAGCUGGAGCCGGUGCUGGGGGCGUGGGGCGUGGCGCAGGCGGCAGACCCGCAGAUGGCCGCCCUGGGCGCCUUCAAGGAGGCGCUGCUGCCGCCCGGACACCGCCCGCCGCCGCCCGACAUGAAGCCCUUCGCGCCGGCAGCGGGCGAGAGCGCGCGAGUCACGGAGGCGCAGGUGGCCCGGCGCCUGGCCCAGAUGGGCGAGACCGGCUCCCCCACCCUGGACAUCGACUUCGGCCCCCGCCUGGCCCGCCCCGACUUCGGUGUGUUGUACGGCUGCCUGCGCCGCCUGCCGCCCGCCGCCGUGCUGGGGCUGAGGGCGGGGGCGGGGGCGCUGGGCGGCACGGGCGCGGCGGAGGGGCUGGCGGCGCUAGUGAAGGCCUGCCCCGGCAUCGAGGAGCUCGACCUGCGCUCCAACGCCGGCCUGGACUCCGCCUCCGCGGCCCGCCUGGCUCCGCUGCUGCACCCGCACUACCGCUGCGGGCUGCGGCGGCUGGACCUGUCGGGCUGCCCGGCACUGGGCGACGCGGGCUUUGCGGCGCUGGCCAUGAACCUGGCGCAGAACAAGAUGCUGCAGGUCCUGAACCUGUCCGGCUGCGGCCUGGGCGACGGCUCGCUGCUGGGCCUGGACCGCUGCCUGGCGCUCAACACCUGCCUGCGCGAGCUGGACCUCAGCGCAAACAGCUUCAGCAGCGCGGGCGUGGCGGCGCUGUGCAGGGACCUGGAGGACAACCGCUCCCUCCGCCGCCUGUCCCUGGCGCGCUGCUCCCUCGGCGACGCCGGCGCCGCCCACCUGGGGCGCACGCUGCUGCCCGCGCACCCCACCCUGACGCACCUGGACCUGGCCCACACCGGCCUGGGCUGGCGCGGCGCGCGCGCACUGGCGGAGGGGCUGCGGCCGCGGCCGGAGCAGUACGACCCGGGGCUGGGGCUGCCGGCGCUGCGGGAGCUGGGGCUGGCGGGGAACCCACUGGGGCAGGCAGGCGUGCUGGCCGUACUCAAGCUGCUGAUGGCCAACCCCCGCCUGUCCUGGGUGUGUCUGGACCACGUGUCGCUCACCCCCGUGCCCGGCGAGCCCCUGGACCUGGACGCGCGCCACCCCAACGGCCACUACUGCCUCAACCUGGAGGAGCCCGAGCACCGCAAGGCCGCGGUGGCGCUGUUCCACAUCUGGCAGGCCGGCGGCGGCUCCUCCUGGCUGUCCGCCUCCCUCAACGGCGCGCCCCUGCACCUGCCGCGGACGCAGGACGCCCUGCCCGCCAAGCUGCGAUGGCCCGAGGCCAUCCCCACAGCCGGCACCCUCCUAGUCACCGUGCGGAACAACGCAUCGCUGGAUCCCGCACUGGCGCCGUCGCCGGCGGCGGUGAUGCCCAGUGGCGGCGGCGACACGCACAGGUCGGGGGCGGCGGACAGCGUGCCCGUGGCGGCGGCUACUGCCAGCGGUGCUACUGCCGCCAGCGGGGGCACGGGGCCGGGGGGCGCUACAGCCCGCAGCGGGGUAGCGAGUGGGUGGGGCGGCGACACGGCACGGAGCGCCUUCUCGGACCUGCCGGGCGGAGGCGGCGCCGAGGGCGGCGGCGGCGGCGGCGGUGGCCUCACGGCACGUAGUGGCGCCACCACGGCGCGUUCGGUGCUGGUGGCGGGCCCUGGCGGCGGGGGCGGGGAUGCAGGAGCGGGUGGCGGCGAGGCGGCGGGUGGCGGUGGGGGUGGCGGUGGGGGUGGCGGUGGUGCUGCGGACCGUCACGUGCUGAGUGGUCCGCUGUUUGGCUGCCUCAUGAAGGCCGUGGAGAGCAGCGCCGGCAGCGAGGUGUGGAAGACGCAGCUGCUGGCUCUGGCGACCAAGGUGGCCUACGUGUCUGCGGAGCAGGCGGGCCGCCUGCUGGGGCGGCUGCGCUACCGCUCCGAGCGCGCCGACGCCGCCGCCACACUGCUGAGCGCCUGCCCCGACCUGCACCGCGCGCCCUGGGCGCUGGCGCAGUUCGCGGGCUUUGGGCCGGACGACUUUGCGGAGCUGCUGCAGGAGCUGAGCCUGGCCCCGCUGCUGCCUGUGCGCACACGGGUGGUGAACGGCUGGCAGGACUGCUGCACGGGGCACAUGCGGCUGGACCUGGCGCAACUGUCCCACCGGCUGCUGGCGGUGCUGCUGGUGCAGUUGGCCACUCGCGGCAGUGGCUCCAGUGGCUGGGCCGUGCCGCAGGCCGCCGCCCCCAUAGAGGACCUGUUGGGUGCCGCCACGGCCCGACUGGGCGACGCCACCGCCUGCAUGCGCGGCAUCACCUUCGGAGGCGCGCCGCUGGGGCACAGCGUGAUCUACCUGUCCUCCGCCAACAUCCCCACCUCGGGCUUGCUGGACCUGCACUACGUCAACGUGCGGCCGCGGCGGCACGUGCAGUACGUGGGCAUGGGGCUGGGCAAGCAGCGCCGCACGGCCCCAAGCAUCCUCAGCGGCAAGACCCCAGCCGCCGGCCCGCCCGCCACCGGCGCCGCCACCACAAGCGGCGGCACCGCCGCACCCACCCGCGCCGGCAGCAGCGCCGGCGGCGCCCCCCUGCAAGCCUGGUCCUCCAGCACCGCCGCCGCCGCCGCUGCCGUCGCCGCCGCCGCCGCCGCCGGCUCUCCCGCCGGCAGCCGCCCCUACACGCCCGCCGCCGCCACCGACUCCCAAUCCACACUGGGUGGGCCGCCACUGCUCCCCGAAGCCACCGGCGGCACCAGCAUUGGCCCGAGCCGCAUGAGCACCGCGGAUCGCAGCAGCAACAACGGCGCCGCCGCAGCCACCGCCAGCGGCCUGAGCGCGUCGCUUGCGAGCGGCUCCACUACCGCUGCUCCCAGCGGCGCGGCAUCAGCUGCCGUCAGCUUCUUGAGGCGGCCUGGAGGCGGCGGCGGCGGAGAGCCGCGGCCGCCUGUGGCUGUGGGUGCGGGUGUGGUGGCGGUGGAGGCGCUGCGCAUGGCUGCGUCCUUCCUGUCGCCCUCAUUGGCGCUGAACGCGCAGAUCGGCAAAAAGAACUGGUGGCAGCAGUACCUGGUGGCCUGGGAGGGGCUGUACCAGGAGGCACUGCUGCGGCUGGGGCUGCAGCACAACGCCGCGGGGCUGGCGGGCUGGAGGCACGCGGGCAGCAUGUGGAAGGCGAAUGGGUACCGGCUGUUCUCCCACAAGCUGCACGACGAGGUCCGCGCCCGACACGACAGCUACGGCGGCGGAGGAGGAGCAGGAGGCGGCGGGCGGGGCAGCCACGGCGGCGGGCGGCGGGCCAGCACCACCGCAGAGGGGGCGGACGAGGGGGCGGCCGCGGGCGGCAAGAGGGGCGCCGGCAAGAAAGACGCCAAAAGCGCCAAGAAGGGCAAGGGCGGAGACACAGACGAGGAGGGAGGCGGCGGCAAGGGCAAAGGCGGCAAGGGCAAGGGAGGCAAGGGAGGGAAGGGCGGCAAGGGCGCGGGCAAGGGCGGCAAGGCCGUGCCGGACGCCGGCGGCGGCUGGGGCCCGGGCGUGGACGCGGCCACCUCCCGAGUGCUGUCGGCACUGGACCACAAGUGUCGGCAGUUGGUUCCCCUGAUGACGGACCUGGCGUGUCAGGUGUCGCUCAGCACCUACCAGGUCCUCCACCUGCUGCGGCUGCUUCCCGACUUUGACCUGCGGCUGCGCACCCUGGUGGCGCUGUGGCCCGCCAUAUGGGACCGGGGCAAUGUGGCGGACCUGGUACUGGACCUGGACCACCCCGUGGUGCUGCCACCGCCGCCCAAGAGCACGUCGGACUUGCACCCGCUGUCGUCCCACACCGCAUCCUCCUCACCGGGCCCACGCACGAUGGGGGCCUCCAACCCCGCCGCCUCCGCCGCCGCCGCCUCCCCCAACCCCACACGCUCCGGCGAGGCCGCCGCCACCCCUGUGGCGGCCGCAGGCGGCGCGCGCAGCAGCGGCCCGCGCCGAACCACCGGCACGGGGGAUGGCAGCGGGCCCCGGCGCACCACCGGCACCGGGGACGGCAGCGGGACGGGGCGCUCCGGGUCGCCGGGGCCGGGGCAGGCACCGCCGCUUGAGGCCCCGCGGCUGCUCAUCCGUCCGCGCGGCUUCACGCCAGGCCCCCACACGGGCGACGAGCUGCUUCUCAAGGCCGCCGCCUGCCUGGGCUGGCGCGCGCUGGCGCUGCCCUGGGCCACCCCCGGCAGCCUGGCGGGCCGCACGCUGCACUUCCACAUGGGCGCCAUCGACCAGCUGCAGGCGGUGGCGGCGCUGUGCAGGUUCAACGACAGGUGCUUCAAGUCCAUUGGGCAGCAGGUGGUGACGGGGCUGGCGUGUGACGGCGCGCCGCAGGACGUGGACGAGGCGGAGGGGCUGCCGGGCGGGCUGUGGCAGCUGAUCCUGUCCCGCACCGUGCUGUGCCUGGACCGGCCCGAGUUCGGCACCGUGAGCCUGCAGCUGGGCAACAUCACCACAGAGGCGCAGAGGGCGGUGGCGGCGGUCAGCAUACAGGCCGCCUGGCGCGGCCACCUGGUCCGGCGGCGCUGCUACGAGGCGGCGGAGGCGCGCGCCGGCGCCAACGCCUGGCGGCGGCUGGUGGGCGUGAUGCGGCUGCUGCGGCGGCUGGCGCUGAUGCGCACCCUGGGCGCCGACCUGGACAUCAGCAGGGCACAGGCGGAGAUGGAGCGAGGCUACCUGCGCAUGUUGUAUGGCCCCACAGCGGCCUAGGCGCGGGCGGGCGGCGGCGGCGAGCCGGGAGCCCAGAGCGGGAGCGGCUGCAAGCAGUUCGGGGUGGGGUGGUUGGGGGUGUUGGUUCCACCAUUUUCCAACACGACACGGGGAGUUGGGGAGGGGAGGGCCUCCGGCCCUGGCCCAAUGCAUGGCAACAUGGCAGGAUGCUGCUUCGGCGCGUUAGUACGAAAACUUGCGUGUUGUACCUCCCGUGUAUUGUGUGAGGCCACGGAGGCCACAUCACCACGUCACUCACACAGCGAUAGUGGCAGUUUGAAAGACGGCUGACGGCGUGAUGAUUGAAGUACUGCUAACGUGCUGUUGUUGAUUGCUGGUACCGCUGGGUCUUGUGUCUUUGGAUGUGCCCUAACAGUGACGAGAUUGCAUACCGUGUGGGUUUGGGUCAGCGCCACUCAGGGUGGUGUGUGUGGGGCAGGGCAGCCAGGACUGAACCGCACCGGCGCCGGUGUGUCCCUUGCACGUGCACACCGCAGCAGGGGCCCACGAGCUGUGGGGGGGGCCCUUGGGGACUGGGGUGUGCGUGGGCGCGGCUGUGCGCAUGUGUACACAUGUGGCCGCGGCACGCAUUGAGAACGUGUGCGGCCGCCCCGGAUACUGUAUUGCGCGGGUUUGCAGCGAUCCACAGGCAUGUAUGUGUGUGCGCGCGUGUGUGGAUGUCUACAAGCUAUUUUCCCCGUGUAAGGCGCACGCUCC